ACUCGCUGUUCCGCUCUUCAUGCUCUUGUUUUGUAAGGCUACACAUUGCCUUUCUUCAUCACUUUCGUGUGUUUAUCGUGGGUUACCAUGCUGUGUUAUCACCAAACAUGAAUGAUGGAACAGUGUCGAAAAAGAUAGGUAAAAAACGUACAGUAGGAACUGCUACGGACUCUCAGGAUCAGCCGAUGGAUGAUUCGGGACCUGCGUCUUCUCCGAUAUCGUGUUCACAAAAAAGCGUGGAGGAUGAAACCACUGCAACGAGUUCGACUUCUUCACAAGAUUGCGAAGUUGAAGUAUUCGGUGCGAGAAAGAAUAAAAUAAGUACAAUAAAACUGCCAGCAUCGGCCAGUUCAUGGAAGGAUGAUACUUGGUGGGCUGAUGGGGACGUGCUUAUGGGGUCUCCUCUGGAGGUAUUGCGCAUAAAAUACGAUAGUGAAUUCAUUGACAAUGGCGCUGACGACGAGGAUGACUAUAAGAGGAUAUUCAAAAUGGCCAAUGUGAAGAUCGACCAAGACCUGGAAGAAAAAAUUAACAAAAAACAGGAAGAAAUGACUAAAUGGUUACCCGAGAAGUUCAACAUCGAAAAUCUGGACUUCGAAGACACAGAAAAAUUGAAAUUAAGCAUGAGCUUCCUAAUGUAUAUAAUGGAUAAAAGCAACAUGGAUCAACAAGGGUACUGGAUAUAUCAUGGAUGUAUGGCAUACCUUAAAAGACUGAAAAGUAUCUUUGAAAUGUGUUUAGCCCAACCACCUGCAAAACCUGAUGAACAGACCUUCACUUGGCUUUUCUGUACAUUUACACAGAUGCUAUCAAUUGAUUUGCCUUCCGGCGGAUGUAUGCCCCGUUCCUUGAGGGUGUGUGGUAAUGAUGUGAAAUCUAUCCCUGAUUUGCGUAUGCUGAAAGUUGAAGACAUGAAACUGAAGGGAUGUUAUGAAAUCUCUGUCGUCACUGUGAAAAAACGCACUGUGAGUGUAGUGAAAGAUCAGGAAGAACAAUCUGAUGCAGCAGGAGAUAACUUGAUAAAGCGACGUCGUCUUGACAAACUGAAAAACACAUUUUCAAGUGAUCUUCGUGGACAGCAUGCUGCCGAGUUAUUAGUUGAGCUUCCAUUUUCAGCUGUGAAAGGUUAUAACAACGACAACCUUAUCUUUGGUUUGGUCAUCCAGGCAACAAAGGUCAGUCUUACUUGUCUAAAGAUGACGAAACACCACCUGCAAGAGCUGCUUGAGGAGACAAGUGAAGUAAGUCCUUCACACAAGGCGAACAUUUUUUACACUAGGCCGUAUGAUAUGUUAUGUGCAGAGGAUCGAAAGCACUUGGUUUACAUUUUGACAACUUUGGCUAAGCUUGCUGGUCAUAUAUGAAUACUGUAGCUGAAUACUCAAGCCCUGUUCGUAUGCACAUUCCUACAAUGCUGUGUUCUUUUUUUAAAAAGGAGCUGUUGGCUCCGUGUGACAGUAUACGUUUUAAUACCAGUGUGCGUAGUCUAGCUCAUUUAUUAAUAUAAACACCUACUUCAAACGUAUCAUACGAUAUCUUGCCAACUCAUACACCAAAUGCAAUACGGUUUUUAGCAUAUUCUCAGAAAGCGUCCUGGGGACAUACCCUAAUUUGUGAUGUGUGAGAGACCAUUUUACUUAUGAUCUUGAAACUUAUUAUACCUUGGACUGAGACGUUAAUUAUGACAUAACAAACAUUAAAUUCAUAUCAAUAUGAGCUAGACUGUACAUUGUGAAAAUAAAAAAUUAACGAAGUGGCUAUGUACACAUCAGACUGCUGUGUACGCAUAAGCAAGUUGGUUGCAUGCACAGCAGAGGCAAAUUAACAUAACCGCAUCAUCAGUGCUGUCAGCUGGAGACAUUCAUUUUUGAAACUUUGUUGUUCUUGUCUUGACUUUGUGGUAUUCUCAGACUGGUCAGGAAGCAAAAAUCCUGUGCUAUUCUAUUCAACAUUUGGACCUGCUAAAUUGUUGUUUGCUGAAUCUAUCUCCUUGAUUCUUGAAACAUCAGGUGACAAUGGUCCCGUUGCGAUUUUUCUGACCCCAUUCUACAUCUGGCUAUGACCCCCAAGUAACUGAGGCGUAUGGAGCCCCGGUUUUUUAAUGGCAUGUAUGCCAUAAAACCAAAAAAAUUUCCUCCAGCCAGCGAAGUCUGCUGUGUACUCUAGACAAUGCACGUGCCUAUACAUUGUAUACACAGUAUGUUGUGUAUUCAAGAGAAAAUGUUGCUAGGAUUCACAGCAGGUAGCAUAAAAUCGGAGGCGGGGCUUUAUAAUGAGCCUAAUGAAUAUUGAUAUAAAACGCUGUGAACAUAAAAUUACUGUCUGUUGCAUAAACAGCAUGCUGUGUUCAUAUCCUCUUCCAAAAAUUAAUGUUCGUUCUUAUAUAGUGCUUUAUACGGUACUGCCUCAAAGCGCUUUACAUUCAUCCCCCAGCCUAAUCCAGAAACCUUUCUGUAGAAACCAAGAAGAGCCCAGUCCGUGCUGCUCUUGGACAUUUCAGGCCAGUUGAAAGUACUGAGUGGCACUGGCUGAGCCUCAAACCCAGCACCUUCCGAUGACAAAUCAGACGCUCUUUCACUGUACCACUGCGCUUCCCGCGUACCUCUCAUUGGAAAUUUUACCUCUGGUGUCCCUGUGAUCUCAGCAUGUUUUUGGUUAUUGAAACUGGCCUCUGGCGAAACCUGGAAGCUGCACUAUUUCCUGGUAGGUUGUAUUACAUACAUUGUGUUACCUCAACAUAAUCAUCAUAUUUUGAUAAAUAAAAAUUAAAAUGAAUUCAUUUGAUAUAUCA
Molecule: messenger RNA, 2791 nt
Organism: Lineus longissimus
Lineage: Eukaryota; Metazoa; Nemertea; Pilidiophora; Heteronemertea; Lineidae
Exons: 5
Coding region: 108-1364 (418 amino acids)
Source: RefSeq, a predicted model, not a curated record